AUGGCGAAUCUUGAGCCCAUACCCGGCCCACCUGGCCUGCCCAUUGUUGGCAACAUUGGAGACAUCGACGCAACAAACCCCACACAGUCCAUGUGCAAUUUGACAUUGAAAUAUGGCCCUAUAUGGAAAUUCUAUCUCGGCGGCGACCGUGUCGUCAUCGCGAACCAAGCUCAUCUUAACGAGAUCUGCGAUGAGGAACGGUUCUCAAAGAUCAUAGCAGCAUCGCUUGAACAAGUCCGGAAUGGUGUUCACGAUGGCCUGUUCACAUCGUACGGACCACAAGAGGAGAAUUGGGGUAUUGCACACCGUGUCUUGCUUCCACAACUAGGGCCGCUGGCGAUUCGCAACAUGUUCAACGAGAUGCACGACAUUGCGUCUCAACUC
This is a messenger RNA of Alternaria postmessia, 384 nucleotides long. RefSeq lists its product as uncharacterized. NCBI's taxonomy places the organism in Eukaryota, Fungi, Ascomycota, Dothideomycetes, Pleosporales, Pleosporaceae. The transcript has 2 exons. The annotation marks the transcript as partial. The record is from RefSeq and is a predicted model, not a curated record. Gene Ontology annotation, molecular function: monooxygenase activity; iron ion binding; oxidoreductase activity, acting on paired donors, with incorporation or reduction of molecular oxygen.